Lucilia sericata (common green bottle fly) is the source of this 1390-nucleotide messenger RNA. RefSeq names its product synaptic vesicle glycoprotein 2B-like. The transcript has 6 exons. Gene Ontology annotation, molecular function: transmembrane transporter activity. Gene Ontology annotation, biological process: transmembrane transport. The record is from RefSeq and is a predicted model, not a curated record. Bases 184 to 1017 code for a protein of 277 amino acids. Lineage: Eukaryota; Metazoa; Arthropoda; Insecta; Diptera; Calliphoridae.
ACCUCUGUUUAAACCUGAGCAACUAUAAAUCCCAAUUUCGUUUUUCUCAGUUAAAGCAAAACAUCAAAAAAACAAAAAUUAAUUGGAAUUUUUAUAAAAACCUAAUUUCUCUACUAUUCUUUAAAUAGAAACGAAUUUUAUCACAAAAAUAAACAAAAUUUACGAAAGUUAACUUUCUUUUAAAUGUCCCAAGCUUCUAGGACUGCUGCCACCAGCAACAAUGUGCCGUCAAGUAGUAUCAAUUCAGCUGGAAGUGUCAGUGAUUUUGAAGCUGCCAUAGCGGCUUGUGGUUUUGGUUGUUUCAAUAUUUGUCUGCUAAUUGUUGCAAUGUCACCUCUAAUUUCGGCCAUAUUCUCAACAUCAACAUUGUCCUUUAUAUUGCCUACAGCCGAAUGUGAUUUACAUUUGAAUUUGAUGCAAAAAGGUGUUUUGAAUGCAAUGUGUUUUGCGGCCAUACCCUGGGGCUAUAUAGCUGACACCAUGGGGCGCAAAAUGGUAUUAGUAUAUGCUCUGCUCUUGGAUGGUGUAAUUGUCAUUUGUACUGGCAUCAGUCAGACUGUAAAUCAACUUUUAAUUUUUAAAUUUUUCGAUGGCUUUUUAGUUUGUGGCCCCUUUGCUGUGGUCAUGUCGUAUAUUUCCGAAUUUCAUGGUCUAAAACAUCGUUCACGCAUUAUGAUGGGUAUGGGCAUGAUAAAGGCAGCUGCUACUGUUAUAUUGCCCAUUUUAGCUUGCACACUGCUGCCUUACCACUUCACUUUGGAAAUGUGGUUUAUAAAAUUGUACACUUGGCAUUUCUUCAUACUUAUUACUGCUGUUGUACCUUUACUUGGUGGCUUUUUAAAUUCAUUUUUUCCCGAGAGUCCUAAAUUUCUUAUGUCUCAAGGUCGCAAUGAUGAAGCUUUGGAAUGUUUGCGCUUGGUUUAUGCCAUAAAUAAGAGGAGGCCAAAGAUUGAAUAUCCGAAUGUAAGGUCUUUGUGUUUUAGGUGGUCUCCGGUAGGUUUGUGGUUAAUGUUCUAGUCUGGUAGACCGGAAGUGGUGGGAGGCACUGGACAAUAAACGCACAAUAUGUUCAUUGAAUCAACAACCAAUUUCAUUCCAUCAAUAAAAUAGUUUCACAGUAGAAACUGCAAACAAAUUCAUAAAACUAAUGAAACAUUCUUCAUUAAUGCAACGAAUUGCUAUGUUAGCUCGUAAAAAAUAAAAAUUUUCAUUGAUCAUGAAUUCGUGAAUUUUAUGCCUAGAAUGCAGCUAUUUCUCUUAGUAUUUCUGAAGGCAUAGAAAUAUCGGACAGACUUAUAACCCUACAAAAAUUGCGGAUAUUCGUAUAAAAAGUAGUCCAUAAAAGAUUAGGAUUAGUAGCAAACUAGCCCAAUUACAAAUAUGUAUAAAG